Molecule: messenger RNA, 3611 nt
Organism: Girardinichthys multiradiatus
Lineage: Eukaryota; Metazoa; Chordata; Actinopteri; Cyprinodontiformes; Goodeidae
Gene: prkg3
Product: protein kinase cGMP-dependent 3
Exons: 22
Coding region: 282-2330 (682 amino acids)
Biological process (GO): protein phosphorylation
Molecular function (GO): ATP binding; cGMP-dependent protein kinase activity
Source: RefSeq, a predicted model, not a curated record
GGGAAUGACUGAGGGGAAGCUGGAGAGAGUUGAAACAGAAUUUGCAAUGUGAGCUCAGAAAAGUGUGCAAAGGUAGAAAAAAAAGAGCGAAUAGGUUGUAACUCCAGAAGGACUGCAGACUGCAGACCACCUGGGAGUCAAGCAGGUUCAGAAGUUGAAACUUCUUCACAGCUGAAGUGGUUAUACUGGGAGCACGCCAGGUUGAUCGGUUGACUCCUUUGUUCCCUGUGGCCUAAAUAGGCUGGACAGGUGCUCAUCUUCUAUCUACACCUCCUGCAGCCAUGGAGAAACAGCUAGAAGAGCUGAAGCAGCAGCUAGAAAAACAAUGUCUAAUCAACCAAGAUCUGGAGAGGCAAAAUAAGGACCUGGAGAAACGGCUGAAAGACAAAGAAAAACUUUUGCAGCAACUGCAGAGCCAGUACCAAGAUCUUGAGUUUCCCUCCCGGGACCCUAAUGAGGCUGAGCCUGAAUUCAGGACGAGUCGUGCAGCUGUUAUAGCCCCUGAACCAAUUCCAGAGAUGCUGGAGAUUUCAUGCAACAAGGUCAAGAAGUCGGAAAGUGAGACAAGUCUGAUUGUUAAAGCCAUCCAGAAGAAUGACUUCCUGAGCCGCCUCGAUGAUGAGCAAAUAGCCAUGAUGGUGCACCUCUUGAUGUCAUCACACUUCAAACCUGGGGAAGAAGUCAUUAAGGAGGGAUUAGAAGGAGAUAGCAUGUACAUAGUGGCAGCUGGUGAUCUCAUCGUGACUCAGUCAGGCCGGACCCUGAGGACUCUGACAAAAGGAGAUGUUUUCGGAGAGUUAGCCAUCCUGUACAACUGCAAACGGACAGCAACGGUCAAAGUAGCUAAGACACCUGUGCAUCUGUGGUGCAUGGAGCGACAGACCUACAGAACAAUUGUCACUAACAAGUCCAAGAAGAAACGAGAACAGCUCAUGGGCUUCCUCAAGACGUCUCGUACUCUGAAAGACCUGAAUGACGCGCAGUUGUCCAAAAUCAUUGACUCCAUGGAGGAGGUGAAGUUUCAGGAUAAAGAUGAUAUAGUUCGAGAAGGAACAGAAGGAAACACUUUCUACAUCAUCCUCAAAGGAGAGGUACUGGUGACCAAGAAUGUGAAUGGACACCAGAAGCAGAUUCGCAAGAUGGGUAAAGGAGAACACUUUGGGGAGCAGGCCCUCAUACGCGAGAUCUUGCGAACUGCCACUUGUACUGCUGACGGCCCUGUUACCUGCUUCUCUAUUGACAAGGAGGUUUUUGAAGAGACGAUCCCUGUAGAGCACCUCGAGCUGUUUGAUGACUCUAAAGUGAUGCAGGAGGCCAAAGCUCCAGAAAUGUCAAGUUUCAGUCCCACCUCCACUCUGAAGUUUAAGGAUCUGGUUCCUGUUUUUUAUCAGGAGGGACGCUAUCAAGGGGAUCCUGUCACACUCGGUGUUGGGGGAUUUGGUCGUGUGCAGCUGAUGACCACAGUGAAUCAUGGUAAAUACUAUGCCAUGAAGCGGGUCAGCAAAAAGCAAAUUGUUGCCAAGAGGCAGGAGGAACACAUGCUGUUUGAGAAGAAGAUCCUCAAAGCAAUCCAGUGUGACUUCAUUGUGAAACUUUAUGCAGCAUUUAAAGAUACGAGGUACAUCUAUAUGGUGAUGGAGUUCUGUAGCGGUGGCGAGAUCUGGACCAAACUGAAGGAAGUAGGGCGAUUUGAUGAGCAUGUUGCUGUGUUCUGCACUGCCUGCGUGGUGGAGGCCUAUGCUUACCUCCACAACAAGAACAUCAUGUACAGAGACCUCAAGCCUGAGAACUUGAUGCUGGACAUGAGAGGCUAUGUCAAACUGGUUGACUUUGGUUUUGCAAAGGAACUAAUUCGUGGUGAAAAAACCUACUCAUUUGUUGGCACUCCUGAGUACAUGGCUCCAGAGAUCAUCAAGAACCAGGGUCACGACUUUGCCGUUGAUUUCUGGUCACUUGGCAUCCUAAUCUUUGAACUUUUGGUGGGAAGUCCUCCAUUUUCAAGCUCAGAGCCUCAGAAGAUUUAUUCCAAAAUUUUGGAUGGAGAGCUCAAGUUUCCACCUUACCUGAGUGAGGCAGCGAAGUCAAUCAUCAGCAAACUGUGCAGACCUCGGCCAGGUCAGAGGUUAGGAAACACUAAGAAUGGAAUCAAAGAUGUCCGGCAUCACAGGUGGUACAGCAGUAUGAACUGGCACAAGCUGCGUAUGGGUCAGCUCGACGCUCCAACCGUAUGGCUCAUACGGAAGGGUCCCUGCUACAUCAACUUUGAUAAAUUUCCUCAGGACUACUCACAAGCAGAGGAGGAGUUGUCUGGAUGGGACCGUGACUUCUAAUUCCCAUUUUUAGUUUAAAGAAUCGAAGGGUGGAGGGUUUGUCCAUAUCAGCCCAAUAAGGACCCUAAUUAAAGCAGCUGACCUUACCUUGCACUCAAGAGGCCAAACAAAGAUAAUGCUACUGGGUAUCGACAUAUCACUCAACACAUUUCUUACCAAAUUUUCACACUCAUUAUAGUGAAGCUGCAGGGAAUCACUUUGACAAUAUGUGCUGAAGCUCCUCUGUUGCAAUGCUGAAUCACACACAGACGCAUCUCUUCAGCCAAGUAGGAGGUGUUGAGACAAGAUAUUGGGACUUUGCGUUUUCAUAUUCAGUGCAAAUAGAUUUGGUAGCUGAUGAAUAAGUGUUAAAUCCAUAAAACACCUUCUAGUGAUCAUGCUAAGAACACCGCCAGUAGCUCAAGUGCUUCAGACGUAUGGUAAAAUUUGUAUAAGGAGUCAUUGCUGACAAAGCAGGACAAUAAGAUUAAUACUGAUGUCAUACACUUGUGUUCAAAAUAAAAACCAGAUCAAUCAAUAGGUAUGGGGACAAAUAAUAUUUCUACAUGGCAGAUAAUUUACUAGUAGGUGUAAUAGAGCAAUAAAAACCCAACAGACCCAACAGUCACAACUUGCAGCUGAUUCGUGCAAUUGUGUAAUCGUGUAAUCAACAAGACAAUAACCCAAAACACACCAGUGAGCGAGCAACAUAUUGGAUCCAGACCAAUGAGAAUAACGUAAAGAAGCUGCCAGCCCAAUCCGAGAACCUUAAUCCUAGGGAGAACCUGUGGGUUGACAUCAGGCAUGUUGUUUCGGAGGCAAAAUCAAGAAAUGAAGAGGAAUUGUGCAAUGUGGUCCAAUUGUCCUGGGCUGGAAAACUUGCAGUUCCCAGAAGCAGUGGUUAUUCAACUAAAUAUUGAUUCAGUGGUUCACAGGAAAGCUAAAUCUUCAGCAUUUUUUUCAUUUACACAGUGAAUGUUUGAGUUUGUAAAGAAAAAAAGCAGACCCCGACUGAUAACAAAUUUUAAUUAAGUUUGAUUUGGAAAUAAAAGUUAUUUGAAUUUUGAGCUUUACUGCUAUUUUAUAUACCAUACUGCUAAUAUCUUGAGCACAAUUGAUCUUCCAAGUUUGUUGUUCUUUGGGUCCACGUAGUUCGUGAUAAAGCUCGGCUCGUGUUAAAGCUUUAAAUACUUUAAUAUUUGUAAACUUUUUUUUUUACCCAUUGUUGACUUAUUUCUUCAUGUUUUUAUUGAGGUGUUCAAGCACAUCUUGAUCAAAAACUAAAUGACUUUUGUUCUUGAA